AUGGAUCUCUACCCGGCCAUCAUCCUGGAAGGAAUACGAAAAGGAUCAAUUGGCACACCCAUGGCACAAGAGACAAUUUUCGGAUGGGUAGUUUCUGGGCCACAAACUACUACACAAGCUCAGGACCAGCAAGUAUACGCGUCAGUGAAUUACUGCAUAAUCAGAGAGCCACUGGACGACUUGAUCCGCAAAUUCUGGGAACUGGAGGAGCUCUCAGUCUCCGCUAGCCUGAGUAAAGAAGAUCAGGAGUGCGAGGACCACUUCAAGGCUACCUACACGCGAGACAAGAGUGGAAGGCAUUCAGUACAUCUCCCACUGAAGAGCGCGCUACCUCUCGACAUUGGAGAAUCAUACAGCAUCGCAAGGAAGUGUCUCGAGAGACAGAGAAAACGCUUCCGAGCCACACCGCAACACCAAGCCGAAUACGACAAGUUUCUUCAAGAGUAUUUGGAGCUGGGGCAAAUGUCAUUGUCACCAAGCAGAGAUAAACCAGGCCAAAAACCAGUGUACUUCCCACCCCAUGCAGUUCUUCGAGAAGACAGCACGACCUCACCGAUCAGAGUCGUUUCCAACGCGUCUAGCCGAACGACAAACGGAUCGACACUCAACAAUCACCUCCACGUCGGACCUCAGCUGCUGCCCGACCUGCUGGACGUCAUCCUGAAGUGGAGAAUGCACGCAGUCGUCUUUCGCGCCGACAUUGAUAAAAUGUUCAGACAAAUUCUCAUGACUCCUGAGGAUAGACACCUCCAGAGAAUUCCAUGGCAACCAUCAGGCUCCAAGGAAGUGAAAUCAUAUGACCUGCGAACAGUGACGUAUGGCACAGCACCAGCUCCGUACCUACCCAAUCGCACGUUGAGACAACUGGCAGUGGAUGAACGCCGCAGAUUCCCUCGAGCAGCCGCGAUCCUCGAGAAUGAUUUCUACGUUGACGACGUACUGACUGGAGCAUCAUCAGUCCAGGAAGCCAGAGGGAUUCAGGAGGAAUUGCAGUUGUUGUUACGUUCCGGAGGAAUGAACUUGAGGAAACGGGCAUCUAGUCAUCCCGAGAGUCUCGCGUCAGUCCCACAUCAGGCAUUAGCACGCGAUUUAACCUCAGAACUAGAUCAGAAGGAGACAGUGAAGGUUCUCGGUGUUCAAUGGAACCUAAACCUCGACGCAUUCAAGUUCUCGGUAGCAGCAGACAACCCGAGCAAAGCGACAAACGCGGAAUCCUCUCCACAGUCGCUAGAAUCUUUGGUCCCGCGGGCUGGCUAA
Diachasma alloeum is the source of this 1257-nucleotide messenger RNA. RefSeq lists its product as uncharacterized. The transcript has a single exon. Bases 1 to 1257 code for a protein of 418 amino acids. NCBI's taxonomy places the organism in Eukaryota, Metazoa, Arthropoda, Insecta, Hymenoptera, Braconidae. The record is from RefSeq and is a predicted model, not a curated record.